Linum trigynum is the source of this 267-nucleotide messenger RNA. Lineage: Eukaryota; Viridiplantae; Streptophyta; Magnoliopsida; Malpighiales; Linaceae. The record is from the annotation of a GenBank genome assembly.
AUGGAGAAACAACGAGAGAGAAUUGAGGGAGAGAAGAUAUGCCGGAGAUGCAAGCAGAGCUUCACAUCCUCGUCCAAUAACUCCGCCGCCUGCCGCUUCCACCCUUCCUUCUUCGUCUGCCGCCGCCACGACGACCAGAAAAGGUACUACGAGCUAGGGCCAAAUGAUCCGCCAUAUGCAGCUAAAUUCUACGACUGCUGCGGAGCAGAGCAACCUGACGCGCCUGGCUGUUCCACUGCUUUCCAUCUCUCUUACGAUGAUGAUUGA